Echinops telfairi (small Madagascar hedgehog) is the source of this 3043-nucleotide messenger RNA. It is a transcript of the gene POLR3E, whose product is annotated as RNA polymerase III subunit E. Gene Ontology annotation, biological process: DNA-templated transcription. The record is from RefSeq and is a predicted model, not a curated record. Gene Ontology annotation, cellular component: RNA polymerase III complex; nucleus. Bases 150 to 2270 code for a protein of 706 amino acids. NCBI's taxonomy places the organism in Eukaryota, Metazoa, Chordata, Mammalia, Afrosoricida, Tenrecidae. The transcript has 22 exons.
CUGCCGCCCGCGUGCGGCCCCCGCGGAGAGGGUUGAAAACCUAUGUGAUUCUGAGGGGAGAUGCCUGGUCCGAGGACACACUGCCAGUUAGAAGCUGACUUAGGAAGCCAGAUCGAGUUCGAGGACUGCACGGCUGGCUCGCCCCUAGUAUGGCCAAUGAAGAGGAUGACCCAGUCGUACAGGAGAUCGACGUGUACUUGGCCAAAAGUCUGGCAGAGAAGCUCUAUCUGUUUCAGUACCCUGUGCGCCCGGCCUCAAUGACCUACGAUGACAUUCCUCAUCUCUCAGCCAAGAUCAAGCCUAAGCAACAGAAGGUAGAACUUGAGAUGGCCAUCGACACCCUGAACCCCAACUAUUGCCGCAGUAAAGGGGAACAGAUCGCGCUGAACGUGGACGGCACCUGCACUGACGAGAGCAGCACGUAUUCCUCGAAGCUGAUGGACAAGCAGACUUUUUGCUCCUCCCAGACCACCAGCAACACAUCUCGCUAUGCGGCUGCACUCUACAGGAAAGGUGAGCUCCACCUGACACCCUUACAUGGCAUCCUGCAGUUGCGACCCAGCUUCUCCUACCUAGAUAAAGCCGACGCCAAGCACCGCGAGAGGGAGGCAGCCAAUGAAGCGGGAGACUCUUCGCAGGAUGAGGCAGAAGAAGAUGUUAAGCAGGUCACGGUGCGCUUCUCCCGGCCAGAGUCGGAGCAAGCCCGCCAGCGCAGAGUGCAGUCCUACGAGUUCCUGCAGAAGAAGCACGCCGAAGAGCCCUGGGUGCACCUGCACUACUACGGCCUCAGGGACAGCCGUUCUGAGUAUGAGCGUCAGUACCUGCUUGGCCAGGGCUCCAAUGGUGUCGAGAACACGGAACUUGUCAAGUCACCCAGUGAGUACCUCAUGAUGCUGAUGCCGCCCAGCCAGGAGGAGGAGAAAGACAAGCCAGUGGCCCCCAGCAAUGUUCUGUCCAUGGCCCAGCUGCGUACCCUGCCCUUGGCCGAUCAGAUCAAGAUCCUGAUGAAGAAUGUGAAGGUUAUGCCUUUUGCCAACUUGAUGAGCCUGUUGGGCCCCUCGAUCGACCCUGUGGCUGUUCUGCGUGGCAUCCAGAAGGUGGCGAUGUUAGUCCAAGGAAACUGGGUUGUGAAGAGUGACAUCCUGUACCCCCGAGACUCCUCCAGCCCCCACAGUGGUGUGCCUGCCGAGGUGCUCUGCAGAGGCCGAGACUUUGUGAUGUGGAAGUUCACACAGAGCCGUUGGGUGGUGAGGAAAGAGGUGGCAGCUGUGACCAAACUCUGUGCGGAGGACGUGAAAGACUUCCUGGACCACAUGGCCGUGGUGAGGAUCAACAGAGGCUGGGAGUUCAUCCUGCCUUAUGACGGGGAGUUCAUCAAGAAGCACCCAGAUGUGGUCCAGCGGCAGCACAUGCUGUGGACGGGCAUCCAGGCCAAAUUAGAAAAAGUCUAUAAUCUCGUCAAGGAAACCAUGCCAAAGAAGCCGGAUGGACAGUCAGUGCCUGUUGGCGUGGUCUCUGGGGAUCAAUGGGUCCAAGUUGCCAAAACCAAGGCCCAGCAAAACCACGCGCUGCUGGAGCGGGAGCUGCAGCGCAGGAAGGAGCAGCUGCAGGUGCCUGCCGCCCCCCCACCGCCAGGGGUGCGCAUCAAAGAGGAGCCCCUGAGUGAAGAGGGGGAGGAGGAGGAAGAGGAGCCUAUGGACACUUCCCCCAGCGGUGGCCUCAACAGCCGGCUGGCCAAUGGACUGCCUAUCGGGCGGGCAGCAGGUGGGGACAGCUUCAACGGGCACCCAUCCCUGGGCAGUGCCAGCACUCCUGUGGCCCGGGAACUGCGGGCUUUCGUGGAGGCCACCUUCCAAAGACAGUUUGUGCUCACACUGAGCGAACUCAAGCGCCUCUUCAACAUGCACCUGGCCAGCCUGCCGCCUGGCCACACUCUCUUCAGCGGCAUCUCGGACCGCAUGCUGCAGGACACGGUGCUGGCCGCCGGGUGUAAGCAGAUCCUGGUGCCUUUUCCCCCACAGACCGCUGCUUCGCCGGAUGAACAGAAGGUGUUUGCUCUCUGGGAGUCUGGAGACAUGAGUGAUCAGCAUCGACAGGUUUUGCUUGAAAUAUUUUCUAAAAACUACCGGGUACGCCGGAACAUGAUCCAGUCUCGGUUGGCUCAAGAGUGUGGAGAAGACUUAAGUAAACAGGAAGUGGAUAAAGUGCUAAAGGACUGUUGUGUAAGCUAUGGCGGCAUGUGGUACCUUAAAGGCACAGUACAGUCUUGACAACAGUGUUAACCCACUAUCCCCAACGAAUCCAAGCGCAGGGAAGGACUGCAGGGCCAGCCGAGGUCAAGUGGAGGCUCGACUGGCUCCAGGAAACACCGAAUAAGAGGAACCAACCAAGCAGUGCGUGCGCUGCGGUGGCGGGCCGGCGUGUCCCCGGCGGACAGAGGCGGCCACCCUCGGCGGGCUGCAGGGUCAGCUUGCGUUCGUGCGCCCCAGAAGAGCCCAGCCGGGACCUGCGUGAAGUACAGUUUGAAAUUCCUGAUGCAUUUUGCUUAUUAAUUUGGUUUCAUUCUCAUAAUAAAGAGAGUGUAUAUUGUCAUGGGCAGGAUGGUGGAAAUCAUGGUUUAAUAUUUUACUUUUUAAACUGAAUGCCAACAAGGUUCUAAGUUAUGUUUACAAGAUGAAGAAAAUCUCAAGGUUUUUAAUAUUUAAAAUACCUAGAAGCCAAUAUUCAGUCUUGGAUUAUCUAGCUACUAAGACUUCUGCCAAUUUCAUUAAACAAACCAAACUCAACUGUUUUUACUCUUGGGUUUCUGUGACCACGUUACCUUUUCAGACAACCUCCGUUAUGUAGCAGUCUCAACUGUUUACAGGAACCAUAGCAAAAAACAAAAAACUUAAAAUCAAAUCCAUUUGUUCUUGAUGUUUGCAUAAGCUUGCAAACAAAGCGAGGUAAGUAUGGAACAAUGUGGAAGCGAGGUUAUCACACUUUGAUGUAAAAAAUUUCUAUUUUGUGUAUUUUUAAAAUAAAUGCUAACACUAAACUGGCA